UGUCAGGGAAAGAAAGGAGUAAGCAAGAUUGUGCCUGCAACACACAGUGCAGCUGAGUUCAAAAGACGGCAGACAUGGUUGGACACAAACUGGAGGAGAGAACAAGCCGCGAAUAAGGAAACGACAAAGCAUCAGCGGCCGACCUUGGCCGCCCUAUCGUUUCCAUCUAUAUCCGGAAACUACUGGAUUAUUUAUACGCCUCUCCGUCUCGCUCUCUGUGUGAGAGAGAGAGGGAUUUGCUCUGCGCUCACCCCCGACAUGCCGUGUCCUGCUGCUGUCAGGGCAGCUGCUGCUGCAGUCUGGCUGCUGGCUGUUCUGGGCCCGGGCCUGUCUCUCCCAGCUGAGGACGACUCCGACAGCCUCUGCUCCCACUGCUUCUACAGACAGACGCCUCCUCGGGGAGCCUCUGCAGGGUUGCUCUGCCACAGCCUGCCGGAGGGACGGGCCUUCGCCACUCUGUCCAGACCGGCCUGUGGCACCGCCGUCUUCUCUGCCUUCCAUCUCAGCCUCGGCCGGGCAGAGGAGGAGGGGGACGAGCUCGUGACAAAGGAAGAAGGAGAGGAAGAAGAAAUCAUCAAAGUGUCAGCACCGGCUCUUCUCAGAAGAGGCGGGGAUCCAUCUCAUCCUGUGUCGCCCACAGACUGCUCGCUUCAACACUGGGACUCGAGAGUCACAACACUGGUCCAGACCAGCAUCUCUCCCCGCUGCAGCACGCUGGGGGGGGAUCUCUACAUCCUGACCGGCGUAGGGGGUCUCGGGGCUGCUGACGAGUGUCAGACGAAGCCGCAGUGGUCUGCAGUGUGCUGCGCUGUCCCAGAGGGGAAGAGUGGCUUCAGUCUGGGGUUAAUCAGGGAGACGGGGGAAGGGGAGAGGGAAGUGAGCGUGAAGGAGCUGGAGGAGAUUCUCGGAGCGGCAGAGCUGUUCUCCGAGGGCUGUGGAGGAGCAGACGGGGCGAGUGUCGGAAUCAGAGUAGAUCUGCACAGUGACGGGCUCCCUGGAGACAUAGACAGGCUGGAUGCAGAACUUACUGGUGAAAACACAGGAGAUGAAGAUGGAGAUUCAAACACCGCCGGUCGAGUCACUGAAGGAAAGGAAGUUGGUUUAGGUGCCACUGAAGGAGAGGAGAUCGGUUCAGGUGUCACUAAAGGAAAGGAAGUUGGUUUAGGUGCCACUGAAGGAGAGGAGAUCGGUUCAGGUGCCAGUGAAGGAAUCGAGCAGCGUGAUGUGACCCGUUCAAGAGCUGUCAGAUCAGGGUCUUCUGAGUCCUCAGCUGACCAUGAAACGGUGGAGGAACAAGAGACGGACACAAAUUCCAGCAGCACUCUGGUGUACGUCCUCUCCACCACCUUGUCCAUCCUCACGGCGCCGCUGCAGCCGGUGUUCUCCACUGUCACUAAGUUACCUGGUCAGGUGACCUACGUUCUUCAGGAAGACCUUGGGGUUCUGUCGGCACUUCCCGGUGAAACGUUCUCCCUAGUUCACCUCUUGACCUCUGACCUCUUGUCUUGGACCGGCUCAGCUGGAGAAACGCUGCUGGGUAUUGGGGGAAACUGCUGCUCCAGCCUCUACUGCUGCUCCUGCUCCAUGCUGGGGGCCCUGUGGAACAGUUGCCACACCGGGGUCACCGGCAUCGGAACCCUGGCUGGAGACACAGUGGGGAUAUUUGGCGAUGCGUUGGAUAAUACUUGGUGGGUGACCAAGUUCUUCGGAGGCCGGCUGUGGAAUCAGAGCGGGGGUUACGUAGGAUCAGUGGUGUCAGAGAUGGGGGGUCAGACGAUGGCGGUCGGUGGAGGGUUGGGGAGGCUAGUGUGGAAAAUUGGUACGGGGGUGGGUAGCGUGUUCAGACUGGGAGGGGGUUUAAUAAUGGGGACGGUUGAUGUAGUCUUUGGUGCGGUGAAAGGUGCGUAUGAGUGAUUGAAAAGUGGAACACAAGUCCACAUGAAGACAUUAGUGACAAACAUUAUUUUUCGCAAGUUUUGGUUUGUGAAUUUUUUAGCAUAUAAGAGUGAAAAAGGGGGAGUGUUUCAGUUUGAUGUCAUUUGAACCUCAGUUGUUAGGAUCAGGAUAGACCUAUGUUUCUGAAUAAACUUAAGUAAAUUGCUCAUUUCUUACACUGUAGGUCUUACACUUCACUGUGGCUGGCUGUCCAAAUAAUCUGCUGCUGGGACAAGUGACCCAACUGUGAAAAACACUGCGCACAAGGCUUUUGGAUGUAAUUGUUCAAAACAAUUAUUGUAUAAAAGAGGAUGCUGGCAUAAUGUU
This is a messenger RNA of Pseudoliparis swirei, 2262 nucleotides long. RefSeq lists its product as uncharacterized. The transcript has 3 exons. The record is from RefSeq and is a predicted model, not a curated record. Bases 259 to 1914 code for a protein of 551 amino acids. Lineage: Eukaryota; Metazoa; Chordata; Actinopteri; Perciformes; Liparidae.